GAGACGCUGCGCCUGGAUUGAAGCGAGACAACAUGUCAUCAAAAGGGACGUCGGCCACUUCUCGAAAGAAAGGAAAAGUCAGCAAAGCGGAAAAACUGCGACUGCAGAAAGAGGAGGAGGAGCGAAGGCAGAGAGAAGAAGAAGAAGCUCGAUUUCUUAAUGAGCAGAUUGAAGCAGCUCGUUUGGAGAAAGAGCGACUAGAAAGAGAAGAGCUUGAGCGUCUGGAAGCAAAGAGACUAGAACACCGUGAGGAGGAGCUGGGAGAAUAUCGAGUGCUGGUCGAUGAAAAACUGGAAGCUGCAGCUCAGUGGAAGAAAGACCUGCGGAUACGGGCGAAGUGGGAUCGUUACAUGCUCUGCGAUGGAAGCCCUGAUCCUACAAUACCCCAGGAGAUCAACACGUUCAUGAGUCUGUGGAGUGAGGAAGCUGAUGAGGAUUUUCAGUCCGUGCUCAAUAAAAGCAGCCUGGUUCUGAGUCUGAUUGAGGAGCUGGAAUUCCUUCUACUUGACACUCCACCGGAGGAACUGGGAGAAGCUGAAGCCGCCCAGUACACACAGACUAUCCGACUGCUGCAGGCGCUACUGCAGCGCAAAUUCGAUGAGGCCACAGAGCAUCUCCUGAAGAACGCGGCUGCGCUGUCCGACAUUGAUACAGGCAACAUGCAGAAAGUCAUUAAAAAUAACAACGUCACUCUCUGUAUCUGGGCGAAUCUUAACAAGAACCCCAGGUUUCGGGGUUAUGAGUUCCAGGAGGAGGCGAUCGCUUUCGAUUUGCCGAAACCUUUGGCCCUGAGUAACAUUGCGGUCCGCAUCCUUCACACGGACUAUGACCACUUGUCCUGUCAAUGUCAGGUUUCUCAGCUACAAGUGAAGGAGUCAGAAGAAAAUCCAGCUGCCGAGACCAUCAUCCCAGAUAGCGAAGCCGAAGAUUGGAAGCCACCGGCUGACGAAGAUGAAAAUCCUGCACCCGAAAUCGUUGCAGCAGCGGAAGAGGAGGAGGUGAAGUCCGAGGAGAGGAAGAGUGUCCUCAGCGCCACGUCACCCAGGGCAAAUGUGACUGACCUAGAGGAGAAGACCGCUAAUGAAGUGGAGAGGAAGACUGAGAGUCAGGCUGGAGACACCAGUGAAGGUCAUUCUCAAACUUCAUUACUGAGCGAGGCCCAAGAUGAGGAACUGCUGGAGGACGAAGAUGUCGUAGAUUUGUGUCAGUUCACAAGUCUGGGAGGAGUUUAUUAUUUCGAUGUCCUUGUUCUGCCACCACAGUGUAAGCAGGUGAACAGCUGGAGCAUGGUGCAGCUACUGGCAGGAGGUCUGCAGAAAUUCCCCUUCCCUCAGGAUUCGUACCUCUCUACCAGUCUGGGGAUGUCACUGCAGGAGAAGGACAUGGAGGCUCUGAACUCUCCCCCAGUUGGAGUUUCCUUUAAAGUUCCUAGUAACGUGAUCUUCUUUGAAGAACCUCAGGUGGCUCGAUGGGACACAGAAAGCAGGAACUGGAAAACCGAUGCAAUCACAGACAAAAACUACAAUCCAGAAUUGCGGGAGCUGACGUUCAAAAUGGACGCCUUCUACACCUUCGCCCUGAUCCAGGAAUCCCACCUGCACAUGCCAUAUGAAUCAUGGGAACUCACCCCCAAAGGCGUAAAUGAGGUGUCAUUAACGAUCGCCUCCGCCCUUACAGACAUCCAGAUAGAAAUCAAGGAGGAGCAAUGCCGACUGGCGGCCGUGUCUAGCAUUGAUGGUGACCUAUCCCACAUCAUCGGGAGGUGGAUGACUCCUCUGUGUCUCAAAGCUGCAAUGAAAAGAGUUGGACUGAACGUCUUCCCUGAAGAGGAUUCUGGGAAAUACGUCAGCGUCAAUAAAAAGAAUGAACAAGUGGAAAAAAUGGCAUACCAGGAAAUGGCUCUUCUGUCACCUUCAUUUACCUUCGGGUGGAGCAAAUGGAACCAUAACUGCAGCUACGAGGAGAUCAUUGUGAAGGUGAAAGAAAGCUCCGGAUUCCACAACGAGGAGGACUGGUCCCUGUACCUACUGAGCACACAGAGGACCCAACGCCUCAAGAUCUCAGAAUCCAGCGACACCUUUUCUGAGGAGCUUUACGACGGCAGCGAGUUCCACACCACUCUCUAUCACAUGAUCAGAGAUUACUGCAGCCCCGAGGCCACCGAGAGGCUGCAGCGCUCCGACCACCUGUUCAUAGACUGCGUCUACGGGCUGCUGAACGGGACUAGAGUGCUGACAUACUCCUAAAGAC
Molecule: messenger RNA, 2250 nt
Organism: Bufo gargarizans (Asiatic toad)
Lineage: Eukaryota; Metazoa; Chordata; Amphibia; Anura; Bufonidae
Gene: DNAI7
Product: dynein axonemal intermediate chain 7
Exons: 15
Coding region: 33-2246 (737 amino acids)
Cellular component (GO): axoneme
Molecular function (GO): beta-tubulin binding; microtubule binding
Source: RefSeq, a predicted model, not a curated record